AUGACUCCACAGCUCUGGGCUGCCUGGCUUUUGUCCCUGCUCCUGGUCAGCUUUGCUCAGGAGGAGCCAGAAAAGGUGAGUGUGAAUUGCAACCAAGGUGUGUCAGGCACCGUCUAUGAUUACAAAGCCAAAACCCUUGAUGGAGAAGAUAUCCAGUUCUCCAAGUACUCCGGCAAGAACAUACUCUUUGUCAAUGUGGCCACCUACUGCGACUAUACAGCUCAGUAUCCUGAACUCAACAGUCUCCAGGAGGAACUGAAAAAUGACAUCACUGUGUUGGGUUUUCCUUGCAACCAGUUUGGGAAACAAGAACCAGGAAGGAACUCAGAAAUUCUUUCUGGAAUCCAGUACGUGCGCCCAGGUGGUGGCUUUGUCCCCAACUUCCAGCUCUUUGAGAAAGGGGAUGUGAAUGGAAAAAAUGAACAGCAAGUCUUUACCUUUCUCAAGAACUCUUGCCCUCCAACAUCUGAACUCUUGGGCUCACCGGACUAUCUCUUCUGGGAUCCCAUGAAGGUCCAUGACAUUCGUUGGAACUUUGAGAAGUUCUUUGUGAAUACUAGUGGAACCCCUGUCAUGCGCUGGUCCCAUAAGAUUCCAGUCAACAAGGUCAAAGAAGACAUCAAAAGCUAUCUUGGGUAG
Messenger RNA from Ochotona curzoniae (black-lipped pika), 639 nucleotides. RefSeq names its product glutathione peroxidase 6-like. Gene Ontology annotation, molecular function: glutathione peroxidase activity. Lineage: Eukaryota; Metazoa; Chordata; Mammalia; Lagomorpha; Ochotonidae. Bases 1 to 639 code for a protein of 212 amino acids. The record is from RefSeq and is a predicted model, not a curated record. Gene Ontology annotation, biological process: response to oxidative stress. The transcript is spliced from 5 exons.